This is a messenger RNA of Ixodes scapularis (black-legged tick), 1174 nucleotides long. RefSeq names its product glucoside xylosyltransferase 1-like. NCBI's taxonomy places the organism in Eukaryota, Metazoa, Arthropoda, Arachnida, Ixodida, Ixodidae. The transcript has 6 exons. Gene Ontology annotation, molecular function: UDP-xylosyltransferase activity. The record is from RefSeq and is a predicted model, not a curated record. Gene Ontology annotation, biological process: protein O-linked glycosylation via N-acetylgalactosamine. Bases 15 to 1172 code for a protein of 385 amino acids.
UAACUUAGAGAAACAUGCCCGGCGCACCAUUCUGGCUUCGAUGCUCCUUGGCCGCGCUCUUCCUCGUCGGGUGUCUGGUUCUACUCGCAAGUCUGUGGUCCAACGGGGUGCCUGGUACCGGCUGCAGGUGCUCUCACGACGAGAGCCCGACCAUGCUACCUCAGGUAACACAGGAAAGGGUACCUCUGACGAUGGUGGUGGUGACGUGUGCGGACGGCUUGGAAAUCACCAUGGCCAAUCUCAAGUCAGCCGUCGCAUUUUCGAGGGUUCCACUCAGAUUUAUUCUGUACGCCGAUGUUGAGAACAUCAAGCGCCUUCAAGACAGGAUCAUGCAGUGGCCAGCGAGUGCCUUGAACCGGAUCACCUACGAUCUGCGCUUGGUCAUGUUCCCCAAGAAGGACUUCGAAACGUGGAAGAAACUGUUCGUGCCCUGCUCUACGCAGAGACUCUUCCUUCCGGAGAUGCUACCAAACGAGGAUGCGGUCUUGUACGUGGACGCUGACACCCUCUUUUUGAGCCCUGUCGAGGAACUCUGGAGCGUCUUCGAGAAGAUGAACGACAGUCAUCUAACCGCCCUAACUUACGAGACUGAGGACGUGCGUACCAACUGGUACCAACAGCAUGGCAAGCACCCUUACCCUGCACCUUUCGGAGUGAACGCCGGCGUGAUGCCCAUGAACCUCACGCGCAUGCGGAGCUUCGACUGGGUGUCGCGCAUGGCGCCUUUGAUGGAGGAGUACGCUGGCCGGAUCCCCUGGGCCGACCAGGACUUGCUGAACAUCCUCUUCAGCGCCCACCCGGACAAGAUGCUCCUGUUGACGUGCAGGUGGGGCUACCGCCAGGACAACUGCAGGUUCCACGGGUCGUGCUCGGGAGAAACGCCCGCCAUGUUGCACGCGAACCGAAAGUGCUUCAUCGCCCCGGAGAGGGCACCCGCCUUCUCUGCCAUCCACCGGGUCAUGCGGAAGUACGAGCUGGGCACGAGCCUGGAGAGAAAUUUUAUUGAUCCAUUGGAACGCGAGCUGCGCGGGGCCUGGCGUCACGAGUGCGUCGACGCGUUCCUGCUCCACUCCAAGCAGUGGCGGAUCCUCGCUCGGCAGCUGGACAACGAACGAGGCUUCAAUGACGACGUUACCAAUGCAACAUCAUCUUCGACAACAUAUAGGAAAUAAUA